GCAAAAUUCAAGUAAAUCCACCAAGACCUUCAGUCAAUGUGGAUGAUCUUGAAGCUGACAUAGGAGAUUUCAACAGGGUCAAGUCAGGAGGAUCCAUUUCAGUUGCUGAAGGAACACUCAAUGUUGACAUUCCACCGUGUAAAAUCACAGACCUUCAAGCAACAUUAGCUCAAAAUAAAGUUGUGUUGGAAUGGACUGCACCGGGAGAGGAUUAUGAUCAGGGAGCAGCAUCCCGCUAUGAGAUGAGAAUGAGCUAUCACCUCCUCCAGCUACGGGACAACUUCACAGCAGCUACCCUGGUUAACCUCACCAACUUGAAUCCACGUCCAUUUGGCUCAAGGGAAACAUUCACAUUUGUUCCCGAAAACACGGAACUGCAAAACAGGACAACGCUCUACUUCGCUCUCUGCGCCUACGAUAAACAGGAACAGUCAUCUGAAAUGUCUAAUGUGGCCAAGGUUUAUGUCUUUGUACCUGCACCUCUGGUUGAGCACCCAAAAGGCAGUAGUGUAUGGAAGGUGAUUUGGAUUGCGAUUGUUGUUGCAAUUCUGGUGUGUUUGAUCAUUGGGAUUGUCAAUUACCUGGUUCAGAAAAAAUGCAUAA
This is a messenger RNA of Chiloscyllium plagiosum (whitespotted bambooshark), 603 nucleotides long. Lineage: Eukaryota; Metazoa; Chordata; Chondrichthyes; Orectolobiformes; Hemiscylliidae. The record is from RefSeq and is a predicted model, not a curated record.